AUGCCACUACCUCACGACAACCUCCAUCGCCAACGCCUUCACAUACGACCACACCCACACCCACACCGACACCGAUCUAAAGACGCUCCGCUCGCCCCGGAUCAUCGUACCUCGUCAGGCAAGAGUGCCAGCGUUCAGCCACCGCUCGCGUCGCCACGCAUGCCGCACAAUCCCUCCCACACGCAGCGGCGUCGAAACAGGCAUCAGGCCGGAGCCGCUGCCACGCCUCACCUCCGCCAUCAACAGCAGCAACGACGUCAGCAACAGCAGACCGAGCCGCGCGCCCGCUGCACCAAUUGCCUCGUCGAAUAUCCCCUGACCCGAAGAUUCUUCUUGAGGGUCGAUUGCAAGAGGGAUGCUGACCGUCGUACCUGCUUGCCUUGCAGGACAGGUGCCAUCGUCGACGAAACCGAGCUUCGACUGCUCCGCGACGAGCAUCAAGAAGAUCAUGGGGACGACGUCAUCCUGCCUGAGGAUCUGGCGGACGACGAACGACUACACCGCGACUUUGAGGACCUCGGCGCAGAAGAGCGGCGAUCCAAGCUGCAUGCCUCUCGCCAGUUCGGAGGCCUGGUCAUCAAACACCUCAGCGCCACCAAGCUCGCAGAGAGCCGCCUCCGCUUCCGUCGGCGCGUCCGGCCUGCGAGCGAGCUCAUGCUCGAGCGCGAGAUCCUCCGCUUCCGAUGGCUCGCCGAUCACUUGCCGCUGAUGUCCCAAGACGACCGCCUCAAGCGAGAGCAGCGACUCGUCCAAAUUCGGCCCGUCAACAUUGCAGACAUGCAGCUUGAGCCUGACCUCCUGCCGCACGCACAAUUUCUGCUCUCGCUCGACCUCUCCGACACGUCGCAUAGCGACAACAUCGACGACGAGCUCGAGCGCGCCACCGAGCUGCUCGCACUCAUGCGUCUGCCCGAGCGCGACGCCAUCGAGCAGGCGCAGCUGAUCCGCCAGCGCCAGCUCGUCAGCACGCACAAUCGCAACCACCAACGCCACCAACGCCAAGUGGCGCACCAACUCGCUCAGCAAGACGGCGACCAGCUUGCCCAAAUCUUCCAGCGCGGCCUCGCGCUCACCGACGACGACGACCGCCGCUCCUCGGAGCCCGCCAAAGCUCCGCCCACCUUUACCGCCGUCGCCAACUUGACCGCCGUCAAGGCGGAGCUCGCUGCCACCGCCACCUCGCUUCCGCCCGCAACCUCGGUCUCUGCCCGCACCGGCGCCGACUCACCCCCGACCCCGAGCCCGAGCCCGCGAGCCACCAAGCGCCCACGCAACCAGCGCGAGACGCCCGUCGACCCCCGUCUCGAGAUGUUUGAGCGCAGACGCCAGCUUCUGCGUCUGCACAACGAAUCAACUCAAACUCCCAAGCCGGCCUAG
Messenger RNA from Moesziomyces aphidis, 1377 nucleotides. Lineage: Eukaryota; Fungi; Basidiomycota; Ustilaginomycetes; Ustilaginales; Ustilaginaceae. The record is from the annotation of a GenBank genome assembly.